AAUGGGAAAUAGCGGCUGCAAAUCCAACUACUUUACAACAUGUGCAGUUCUAAGAAAGAACUGGUGGUGCCCCAGUGCUCUGGUAAAUCUAUGAAAAAGGUAAGAACUGCAGAUGAUGUCAAAGUCUUAGUGUUGGAAUCGGUAGAAGAUGUGCAUUUGUUUGGAAAAUCAACUUGUAGUCCCAAAAAGCGCUCCCAGUAUGAAAUUAUACUGCUCACAAAUGACAGCAACAGGGCAUUUUUUAUUCAACGGGCGAAGAGUGUAUGUUGCAAUAAUGACCACCACAGUGCACCAAUUUUGCAAAGCACUUGUAGAGAUAUCCAUAGUAAUGGCUUUGAAAUUGGAGGGCGAUUACAGCUGCGAAGAACCUGCAGUGAAUUUUGCACAAGUUAUAAAUUAAGGCGCAAGUUUAAUAAUUUGUAUAUCACUGAACCACAUUCUACUGGCGGAAAUCAAAGAAAUAUGGACCAAAUUUAUUCACAGAGUGCGACAAAGAACAACGAAUCAUUUGGUAAAGAUGAACAACAUUAUAAAGGAAAUUGGAAAAAUGUAACGUAUGCCAUAGAACUAAAGAAUCAAAUGGAAGGGGAGAGUUUUGAUCCUGAGCUGAAAAACAUAUUUAAAAAAGUAAAAGGAAGACACAUAAAUGAUCACGUUGAAACUCAAUUAGUUUUUGUGAAUAGAAAUUCUUUGAAAUUUAAUCGUCAAUCUAGUGGAGCCAACUUUAGCGAUGCAGAAUCUUUUCUCACAGAAACAUCAUCUAGCUCAAGAAGCUCCAGUUGCAUUAGAUUAAAUGAUGCUGAAUAUAGACGAAACCAAACUACCGAUGCAGUACAUUUACUAUGUAAUUCCAAAGCCGAUAAUUUAAUUAACCACAAUCGUCAAGAACAAAAUAUUUGUAGCCCUUCGACAUCAUUCAGGAAAAAAAUACCACACCAACCGUCUGAGUAUGAGUGCAAUGAAAGUAAUCCCAACCAGGACGGAAACCAUGAAAAUACCAAAGUAGGAUAUGAUUUUGAGGACUUUAACCAAUAUUGUACCUCAUGUAAAAUGGAAAUGAUUAUGAUGAACCUCAUAGGAAAAGAGCGAAACAAAAAUUUGUCUUGAAAGGCUUAGUAACUCACAUUUCGCUUAAAUCAGAGCCCCAAAGUUGUGGAAUUUAUAACGGAAACUUGCAAAAGCAUAUUACUUAUUCUCAGGAAGCUGCAAAAGGGUUCACCAAAAAUCUCGGCAAAGUACAAAACAAGUUAAUUGGUCGCCAUAAAGUUUUGCCACGAAAAGACGAAACUGACAAAACAAAUCAUUGCAAACACACUGAUAAAAAACUUGAUCACUCAGGUAAGGAAAAAUGUUGUUCGUAUUGUCGUAAUUGUUUUAUAGAUGACUUUUACGAUCAAUGCUCUACUUCGAAAGGUUUGAGGGAAUUUAACAGUAGACUGAAAAACCGAAGCACUUAUUUAGACAGAAAUAACUAUCAAUCUAAACAUCAAGAAAUUCAUAACGAAUAUAGAAACCCAAAUGGAAAUUCGUGUAUCUGUAAUGAUUCUAGCAACAGCCAGUCCGUGUCUAAUAAAAGAAUUCAGGUACAUACGGGUUCCAACAAUGAUCCAACUACUUGCAAUUCGGAUCAAAAUAUUACAAAGCAAAAUCUUUCAUAUGAAAACGAAAAGAACAUAAGUCAGAAAUGCUUCAAAAAUGUACCAUCUGGCGUGUUUUCGACACAAAUGCGUAUUCAUCCACCUUACAAUAUAAUUUGUAAUUCAGCACAAAUCCCUGAUAAAUCUGAGAAUAUAUGUUACUGCCCAUCAAAUGACAUAUUAAGUAAUAAUUUUAAUAGUAAAACAACAAAAAAUGAGUCAAUAUAUGAAUCCGAUCAGGACCGACCGAAUCGCAGCAGUUGCACAAUUUACCAUGAACAGAACCAAAAUAAAUGCAAUUUUGAUAAGGAAAAAAAAAAAUUCCAAGAAACCUCGAACUCAUUUUUUACAAAGAGGACUAUACAGAAAUCAAAUGAAUGUAGUCCUUGUGGAAUUUAUAUAGACGAUUACAUCAUUGAUAUAAAUAAUGAAGCCAAUCAAAAAUAUUUUAAGGAAAAACAAAGCCCUCAAAACGACAGUCUUAAGUUAGCGUGCAAAUGCUAUAACACGACUUUAAAAGAGGGAGAAGAAGAAGAUUUUCGAAAUAUAAAAGAAGAAUCAAAUUCGAUAUGUUGUCCUCAAUCUACGUACAAUUCAAAUUUUAAUAAUCAAUCUAUUGUUAAUAGAGAAAGCUUGAACCAUAACUGGAAAAAUAAGAAACUAUGCAAUGUUUUAAAUAAUGAUGACCUGCCAUGUCAAGGUAAUGAAUGCAAUAAAGACAACGAAAUAGCAAACAUGCGGGAUAUAAAUACAAGAUAUAGCCCAGAAAGAUGUGUCGCACAGGAAAAUUAUAGAAACAAAAACAUGGAAGAUAGUGUUUCUCAGAGGGAUUGGUAUUGUGGAAUAACCCAUGAAGGGCUCAAAAUUAGAUCUGACAAGGAUUUAAAUAUGUUUAAAAACGAUUCAGAAGACCGAUUGAUUUCAGAAAGAAAUACGAAUAAAUAUAGUAAUUGGGAUAAUUACAGGCAAAUAAGUCCAACAUUAGCUGAACACUCAAGACCACGUAAUAUAUCAUCCUGCUGUGGAUAUCAACAUAUUGUUAGUAAUACACGUAUAGAAGGUGAAAGGUCUAAACAAAAUUCUUUUAAAAUUAAUGGCCGAUCAAACUGUACAAAUUAUUCAGGCAAGUCUGCAAAUAUUUUUUAUAAUACAAAUGACCAGCAUACGCAGGAUGAAAAUAUUAGCCAUCAAUCUCAAUCCAAUAAAGAAUGCCGCUCAAGCCAAUAUAGCUAUAAGUUGCAGAAAAUAAAUCACUGUAGUAAUUUAGUUGCCGUACCCGCAAACCAACUAACAAAUAAUUAUUUUAAUUUAAUGAAUUGCUCCGAUUUUGUAUAUGUUCAAAAACAUUCCCAAAUGGAAAAAAACGCUGUAUGUAAAGAUGAGAGUCACGAUAGCGUAAGUGAACCCAAAUGUUAUAAUUAUACGUUGGACAGAUCGGAAAAGUCAAUAGUACAUGAAAUGAGGACAAAUCAACUAUCAACAAAUACGAGUGGCAAGUGUUUUCAUUUACUCGAAGGUGAAGAUAGAAAAAGAGAACGAAAAACAGAAAUGUACAAUAGCCCUUACCUCAUAAAAUGCUCCAGUAGUUCUUACGAAAACCCGCAACUAUUCCAAACAACACAAAAGGAGUAUAACAACGUGGAUGGUGAUGACUUUUGCUGCUGCAUAAUUAAGGACCAAAAUUCAAGUAGACAUUCAGGAAAAGGGUCAGGAAAUCAAAGCAGUUCCCUACUUACUAAUAAUUACUGUGAACAAAAACGGUGUGAUAAUUGCACGAAUUCUUUUUUGAGUUCAAAAAUCGAUAGAAAUUCUGAAGUUUGUAAUAAUGAGCAAGAUUGUCCAAAAAAUUCUCAACAUUUUUACAAACAGUGUCAUAACAAAAGCUGUGCCUAUUUCAGAAACACUAAUAACAACAAUUUCGGGUGUCCACACUCGAAUGCUUCCAUAACGUUAAAAUAUGAACAAGAAAACUCGCUUACUGAAGGUAGAAAGAGUAAUCAUAUCGCAUGCAAAUGCAAUCAAAACGUAAAAAAAAUAAACAUAACUAAUGCUUUGAUGUGUAACUGCGGACGACAUUUUAAUACCAGGCCAAUUGAAGAUGUAAAUAUUCAGAAAAGUAACUUGCCUGAAGGACAAGCAAGAUCAUGUUCUAUAUAUUAUCCAGCAGAAACGCAUGCCAAAAAAAAUAACCAUUGUAGUUGUCAUAAACCUAAAAGGUAUUAUAAAAAAACCGCGCCAGUAAAUGAUGUGAAUGAACGAUUACUGGAGAGUAAUACUACACAAUGUGAAGAAAAAAAUAAUAACCAUUGUAGUUGUCAUAAGCCUAAAAGGUAUUAUAAAAAAAAUGCGUCGGUAAAUAAUGAUGCGAGUGAACGAUUACUGGAUAGUAAUAAUAUACAAUGUGAAGACAAAGAUAUUUGUCAAAGACCUAAAAAUGGAGUAAAAUCAAAUGAAGUAAAACAAUCACGUCUAAUGAAGCUAUGUUCGAGGUGUUGCAAACGAAGAAGAAACAGAGAAGUUGACUCAACAUGUUACAUUAAUAAGCAAACACAACCAAAUGAAAAAUCAUAUACAGACGAAACAAAAUGUUUGUGCUCAUGUGAACCAUCAGAGAACAAAAUUAAUGUUGGGUCCAGCAAUGAUUUUUACAAACCGCGAGGUCGUGAAAUAUAUUUCAACUUGGGUUCUUCGUCAUAUAAUUUAAGAGAUGAAAAUAAUAUUUUAAAUAAUGAACAUUCAGAUCAUUAUGCGAACCAUAGCAACCUAAAGUCAAAUAUUUUAUGUACAUGUGGCGAAAGCAAACGUCGAAGGAAAGGGAAGAAUAACAAUAGUCAUACUAGAUCGAAAAAUGAUAAAAUAUGUACUUGUGAUGGACGUGAUUUAGAAGAAUUCAAUCAACUUACAAGUAUAAAAAGCCAGCACAGCUUCGAAAAUGAAAACAAUGUAUGCAUAUGUACAAGACGCAAAGGAUCUGAACAAGGAAGAAAUGAAGACGAUACACUUAAAUGUCUCUGCAAUGGGGACAUAAUAUGCAGUCGAGUUUAUAACAGUAGUCAUAUGUCUAAAAAUGAUCAAAAAUGUACUUGUGGAGGAUAUGAAUUUAACGAACGUAGAAAUAAUAAAAGCCAGCAAAACUAUAAAAAUGAUAAUAAUGUUACAAAGGAAAUAAGUCAAUCCAAUAUAAAAUCAUGCCUGUGUACAAGAUGCGGAAGUUCUGAACGGGAAAAAAAGGAUGACGAUACAAUUAAAUGUAUCUGCGAUGUAGCCAUUACAAAACUGUUGUGUUCAUGCGAACCAUCAGAGAAAACAUGUAAUGUUGGGUCAUGUAAUUAUAUUUCUGUACCGCGGGGUCAUGAAAUAUACUUUAACUUGGAUUCUUCAUCAUAUAAUUUAGUAGAUGAAAACACUGUUUUAAAUAGUAAGAAUUCAGAUUGUUGUGUUAACCAUAUUAACCAGAAAUCAAAUAUUUUAUGUACAUCUAAUGAAAACAAUCGACAAAGCAAAGAAGUGAACCCUAUAUCAAAAAGAGAUACAAUUUGUACUUGUGAAGGAUCUGAUUUUGAAGAAUUUAAUCAACAUAAAAAUAAUAAAAGUCAGCGAAGCUUUGAAAAUGAUACAGGAUGCAAAGGAUCUGAACGAGAAACUAAUGAAGACGAUACACUUAAAUGUGUAUGCGAUGGGGACAUUAUAUGUAAUCGAGUAUCUUUAGCUUACUGCUAUAAUCACAUAGAUCCAAAAUUAGGCAAAUGCCAAUGUAGCAGUCCAUGCACACUGGACAAUAAUAAAAUUCUUGACAAUAAAGAAAUAUUGAAGACUAGGCGUAUAUCGGAAAAAUGUUACCGCUCUGACAUAAGAACGUAUAAUGGCUUAAAGCGGAACUCGUAUUUUACAAUAGGUAACUCUGAUAUUGAUAAAAUUAAGAAAAGGAAAAUGGAAAAAAAAGAAAAACAGUGCCAAUUAAGUGCAACAAGAAUAAAGCACUUCGACUAUAUUUCUACACAUUCAAAUACCUCUCGUGACUGUGGUAAGCCUUUUCGUCGGUGCAAUAUUACUUUUCAAUAUAGCAAGGAACUUAAAAGAAAAUCUGCUCGAGUUAUGCCAUACAUUCAUGAUAAAUAUUCAAAACAGAAAAGCAAUCGACAAAUAAGCCAUCAAACAAUUGCAAGGGAGCCAACAAAAUCUGCGCGCACAAGUUGCUCUCAGUGUGGAUUUUGUAAAAAGAAGACACACACAAGAGAAAGAUAUGACUCAAAUUCAAACUGUUCAUGUCAUAUCCUUUACGUUAACAGUGAAUACAAAAACUAAAAUGGACAUCAGGAGUAGAGGCUAAUAAAAUAAUUGAAACAGUAUUAGAAAAAAAUAGUGAAAAUUAAAAGUAAAAAGGAAAAUUGAAUUAGUCAAUCAAAACAUACAAAGACAUAUUCGAGGUGCAAUCACAUCUGAUCUAACUACUUGCUUUCUGUAUGGAUUUUGUAAAAAGAAAACGGACACAAGAGAAAAAUAUGACUUCUGCCAAAAAUGUACUAACAAUAUUUUUCACGUAAACAACGAAUGAAACAACGAAACUUCAUUACGACUAUGUGGAUGAAAGAUUAUUAAAACAACAUUUAAAAAAAUAUUUCAUGGAAAUUAAAACCGUUUAAUUGAAUAAAAAUGCAAAAUUGAAUUAAAGAACCAA
Molecule: messenger RNA, 6315 nt
Organism: Scaptodrosophila lebanonensis
Lineage: Eukaryota; Metazoa; Arthropoda; Insecta; Diptera; Drosophilidae
Product: homeobox protein 2-like
Exons: 4
Coding region: 40-1107 (355 amino acids)
Source: RefSeq, a predicted model, not a curated record